Molecule: messenger RNA, 2670 nt
Organism: Aspergillus saccharolyticus JOP 1030-1
Lineage: Eukaryota; Fungi; Ascomycota; Eurotiomycetes; Eurotiales; Aspergillaceae
Exons: 1
Coding region: 148-2478 (776 amino acids)
Source: RefSeq, a predicted model, not a curated record
GAACGUCAACACCAACCCCAUUGCGUGUAUGCACUGAACCAGGGAUUGCUUGUUUACCUUAUCGUUGCGGGUGCCGUAGUGCCUCCUGCAAACAACCAACAGAACAUACUAUCCAUUACUUCUAAUUGACCAUUCCCACCUGGUGCCAUGUCCACCCCCCUAUCGCCGCUGACGUCCUCGCGCCAGAACUCUCGCGUCCUCUCCUCGCUAUCUGAUGAUGCAUUAGAGGGUAAAGGUGCGGCGACGGGCUUGGACAUCAAUGAGGGACAGGAAAACAUCUUCUCAAGCCCUUCCGAGCCGCGUGACGAAGUCUCGAUACCACUUCAAGCCGAUGAAGGUCAGGACAUCGGCCAUGGACCACCAGAUUCUAGGGAUGAUAACGCAGAUUCAGAGUUCUUUCAGGUUGCCCCUAGCUCACCAUUCCAGAUCGAGGGACGGGACGAAACAGUUGACUUUGCGAGAUUACGCGCCAUGAGCCGACAGCCAUUAGAGAGCAUUAAGGAGCAUUCCUCAACGCCCAGAAAGCGCUCGUAUGAGCAGGUUCCUGGCUGUCAGGAAACAGACUACGAGUUGGAGGAAAGGUAUAAAAAGGUCGCCAGUCGGAGAGAAGCUUCGGGAAUGGGCAUACUUCCCGAUGACAAUGUUGAGCCUAUUGGCCACCAGCAGAGCAGAGCAGAUAUGAAGGAUGAAGAAAUUGUCCAUAGCGCGGCCGAGGAUAAGAGCAGGGAGGGCCUGGCAGCUCCGCUUCAUGAGACCGAACAUAGUGACGAUGAAUUAGACCAUGAUGAACUUACCGACAUACACGAAACCAACGACCCUAUGAAUGACGACUCUCAUGACUCCAUAGAUGAUACUCGACUCAGUACCUUCUCUGCUGUGCCAGAUAUGACCACUUUUGCCCAAUUACGAAGUGACUCUCCAUAUAAACUAAAGCGAUCCCUCCCAGAAAGCCCGGGACAGCAUGAUGAGUGUCAACGCCAAACCGCGGAACCGACUACACCUACGACUGCACGCAAAUCGCCUGGGAAAACAGCGUUGGUAGAAGCGGGUACACCAUCGCCCUUUAUUACACCGAGAAAGCGAGAGCUCAAAGAUACAGGCUCGACUCCCAAUUUGCUCGAUCUCGGUGACCAGCCUGGUUUCUUCUCGCGCGCACGGCAUAACAUACAAAAUGAGCGAUACUCGCCACUACGACGAUCGCCUCUGAGGACUGCUCGAGAGGCAGUAAAGUCACCUGCCAAAGCUUCCCUGUUAGACUUCGACAUACCCAGCAUUCCAACUCCUCGAUCGAUCCCCACGAUCACCCCGCGGGAGCUAGAGUCCUUGAAAUCUGGCUUUCUUAGUGAGAUUUCGUCUCUGAAAGCCACACUCAGCGGCAAAGAGGCGGAGGUUGCCAGUCUCAAAAGAGCAAUUGCAGAUGCGGAGCGGCGUGUCGGCGAGGCAUUGGAAGAGGUCCGCAACGAAUCAGCGCGCCGGGAAGCAUUGGAAAUUGAACAAGCCGAGUGGCAUCAGAGAGGUCAAGACUUGGAAGCCGUCUUACGUGAUGUGAAAGCUGAAAUUGUCGAAGGCGAAAAGGAAAAGGGACGACUCGUCAAGAAAGUCGACGAUGCCGAAAAAGCCAAGGAGCGACUGGAGGGAAAAGUAGUAAAGCUGCAAAGUCAAUUGAGCGCUGCCCGCAAGUCUUUCUCGCAAGAUGAUUUACUACCUAUGAGCUCCUCCGGGGUUAGAACAGCCGAGGAGACUGCGAAGGAAGUCCAAGACGCCGUCAAGAAAGUUGCACAAGAGCUUCACAGCGCUUACCAAAAGAAGCAUGAGACAAAAGUUGCUGCAUUGAAGAAGAGCUACGAGGCCCGUUGGGAGGAGAGAGUUCGUGAGGCCGAGAAAAAGUUGAAGGCUGCCAUUGAAGAGAAUGAACAUCUGAAGAAAGAGCGGGCUACCGUCCAUUUGAAUGCUCCACGCGACGAUCCAAGUCUCAGUUCCGAUGAGAAGGAAGAGACCGGGGCAGAAAAACGUGAACUCGAGGCAAGAGUCAGGGACCUACAGCAGGAUGUGGUUAUUCUCAGGGAAGAAACCGAACGGUUGCAUGCUGAGCUGAAGAUCGAACGAGCGGAAAAGGGAGAGCUUGUUGCUGCUGUUGAUGAGUGGUUGUCCAUUCAACCAAAUCAAUUAAGCGAACCAAGCCUCCCCCAGUCUCCCCAUGCACAGAUACAUCAGCCGCCGGAGCCGUUGCCAACCACAAUUGAAUUGACAAACGAGAGUGUUCAGCGGAGUGUGAGCCAAGGUAGUUCCACCAGCGGCAUCCGUCCUCCCAGCGCAGGGGUUGUCCAUGAGCGAGAAAGGAAAAUUCCAAAGAUCGGCGUGCCAGUCAAUCGACCAGGUCGCGGAAAUAGCAGUAGUAAAUCGGGGAUUGCAGUUUUCACCCCUGGGCGCAGUGGUAUCAUGGGCUCGAUCGAACGUAUGGGCCGCGGCGGUGCCUAGGGAUCCAUCUUAAUUCUCUUGCUUGUCUUUUCUUUUCUUUUCUUUACUUUUUGCAUUGAGAUAUCCUAAGGAGGCGUUUUGUUCCACCAUGACAUUCAGGACCUAUGUGGUAUGAGAAGGACGAUAAGGUAGUUAUGUAAUGGUUGAUGCAAUGAUGCGUUGUAGUGAUAUAAAUCGGAAUAUCAAGAUAGC